UCACAUUUCUCCUUCAUAUUAAAAUAAACAAAAAACAAUCCAUCAAUCGAAAUACUCUCGAAACCGCUCUGGCUUAUGUCGAUAAAAUGCCCGCGAGUAUCAACUUGUCCGUGUGUAUUUUCUACAUUAUUCAAAGGUUUUUGACAAAAAUUAGGCGAAAUAGAGCGAGAAGAGAGAGACGGCUGAGAGGUGUUGCUGCUGUGAGACUAGCAAGACGUCGACAAAUUCAUGGCCAAGUAACUCGGUACUGUGUACUGAAUGACCAAGUUCCUGUCUUGGCCCUGUAUUUUGAUGGUCAAAGUGACCUACGACCUGACUUCCGCCUCUCCAGACCCACAGUUGCUCAGCUCAUCGCCCUUCUCCACUUUCCAUGUGACCAUGGCAGGGGUCCAGGCCUAGAGGUUCUGGUGUUUAUGUUUUGGCUGGCAAGCGCAACGUCUUACCGUGUCGUGUCACAAGCAUUUAGCAUCCCACGCUCCACGGUGCAUGACAUCAUUCACAGGGUUGCUAACAAAAUCAUCAGUCUCAAGAACAGGGUCAUUUACUUUCCACCACAGGAGGAGCUUGAGAGAAUCAGCACUGGCUUUGAGCGCCUUGCUGGAUCAGCAGCAUUCACCAGGGUUGUGGGCAGCAUUGAUGGCGGCCAUAUUAGAAUAAAGCCCCUGAGUGCGGAUGUGCAGUGUUAUUUCAACAGGAAACUGUUCCAAUCCAUCCAGAUGCAAGCCAUGUGUGACCAUCAGUGCCAGUUCCUGGAUGUUUUCAUUGGGUACCGAGGGUCAGUCCAUGAUGCCAGAGUGCUUAAAAACACCCCUGUGUAUGUGCGCAGUCUGUAUCCACCUGAGGGAUAUUGCAUUCUGGGGGAUGGUGGAUACCCCUGUAUGUCACAACCCAUCGCCCUCAUCACACCUUACAGGGAGCCAGUGAGAGGUGCAGUUGCCGCACGUUUUAACAGACACCACGCAAAGGCCCGUUCUGUCAUCGAGAGAGCAUUUGGCAUCAUGAAGACCAGGUGGUGAUCGGUGUUCUUCAAGGCUCUGGAGGUGCAGCCUGCUUUAACUGUGAAGGUGGUGGCUUGUUGUGCCAUCUUGCACAACUUCUGCCUCAGAAAUGGGGACACAGUUGAACCUGUGGAAGAGGCACCGGGACCGGAUGACGGAGGUGGUCUGGGGAACAGCUGCGUGGGCACAUCGCUGAUGCUCUUUCAGCACCAAACACCACUGCUCCAGCUCUUCAGGAUUGAUGGUUAUUUGCUGUAUAAAAAAAAUAUUGCAAAGUUUCUGAAGCCAGCAGUUGCAAAUCAUAUAGCAGUUUUCUGUUCAAGUGUCAUUUUAUGUAAAUAGUUUUAAUUGUUAUAGCUCAA
This is a messenger RNA of Scophthalmus maximus (turbot), 1360 nucleotides long. Its product is annotated as protein ALP1-like. Lineage: Eukaryota; Metazoa; Chordata; Actinopteri; Pleuronectiformes; Scophthalmidae. The transcript is spliced from 2 exons. Bases 87 to 1016 code for a protein of 309 amino acids. The record is from RefSeq and is a predicted model, not a curated record.